CAGAGUCCUUCUCUGCCCGCCUGUCCGGGGCUGCAUCUCCUGUCCUCGCGCGAUCAUGGCGACGGCCGAGGUUGUUAAUAUUGGUAAAAAACUCUAUGAGGGUAAAACAAAAGAGGUCUAUGAAUUGUUAGAGAAUCCGGGAAAGGUUCUCCUACAGUCCAAGGACCAAAUAACUGCAGGAAAUGCAGCCAGAAAGAACCAGUUAGAAGGAAAAGCUGCCAUCUCAAACAAAAUCACCAGUUGUAUUUUCCAGUUAUUACAAGAAGCAGGCAUCAAAACUGCUUUCACCAGAAAAUGUGGGGAUACCGCUUUCAUUGCACCCAAGUGUGAAAUGAUUCCAAUUGAAUGGGUUUGUAGAAGAAUAGCAACUGGUUCCUUUCUCAAAAGAAAUCCUGGUGUCAAGGAAGGAUACAAGUUUUACCCACCUAAAGUGGAGAUGUUUUUCAAGGAUGAUGCUAAUAAUGAUCCCCAGUGGUCUGAGGAACAACUGAUUGCUGCAAAUUUUUGCUUUGCUGGACUUGCUAUAGGAAAGACUGAAGUGGACAUUAUGAGCCACGCUACGCAGGCCAUUUUUGAAAUACUGGAGAAGUCCUGGUUGCCUCAGAAUUGUACGCUGGUUGAUAUGAAGAUUGAAUUUGGUGUUGAUGUAACAACUAAAGAAAUUGUUCUUGCUGAUGUCAUUGAUAAUGAUUCAUGGAGACUUUGGCCAGCAGGAGAUCGAAGCCAGCAGAAAGACAAACAGUCAUACCGUGACCUCAAAGAAGUAACUCCAGAAGGACUCCAAAUGGUCAAGAGAAAUUUUGAGUGGGUUGCAGAAAGAGUAGAGUUGCUUCUGAAAUCACAAAGUCAAUGCAGGGUUGUUGUAUUGAUGGGCUCAACUUCUGAUCUUGGUCACUGUGACAAAAUCAAGAAGGCUUGUGGAAAUUUUGGCAUUCCGUGUGAACUUCGAGUGACAUCGGCUCACAAAGGACCCGAUGAAACUCUGAGGAUUAAAGCCGAGUAUGAAGGGGAUGGCAUUCCUACUGUGUUUGUGGCCGUGGCAGGCAGGAGCAAUGGCUUAGGACCAGUGCUAUCUGGUAACACUGCAUAUCCGGUUAUCAGCUGCCCUCCCCUCACUCCAGACUGGGGAUCUCAGGACGUGUGGUCUUCUCUUCGACUGCCCAGUGGUCUUGGCUGUUCAACAAUACUUUCUCCAGAAGGAUCAGCUCAGUUUGCAGCUCAGAUAUUUGGAUUAAACAACCAUUUGGUAUGGGCAAAACUGAGAGCAAGUAUAUUGAACACAUGGAUUUCCUUGAAGCAGGCAGAUAAGAAAAUCAGAGAAGAAAGUCUAUAAAUAUAAACACUGCAUUUUUUUUAUUAUUACAUUCUUUAAGAGAAGAAAUUUCUAAUUUAGCUGUAGAAGAAAAAUCAAGAUAAAUAAGUGGUUCAAAAUCAAUCACAGGGGCUGGAGUGAUAGUACAGCAAGUAGGGGGUUUGCCUUGCAUGUGGCCAACCUGGGUUUGAUCCCCAGCAUCCCAUAUGGUCCCCUGAGCACCGCCAGGGGUAAUUCCUGAGUGCAGAGCAAGGAGUGACCCCUGUGCGUUGCCGGGUGUGACCCAAAAAGAAAAAAAUAAAUAAAAAUUAAAAAAUAAAAUCCAUCAGAAAACAAAUGUUAUCGAAUAAAUGCUUUUCAAAGUACAAUGGAUUAAAAGCUUUGUGGAUUAGUAGACCGUAUGUCCAUGUUUAUCACUUUCUUUAUAAAAGUGAAUUACUGUAUAAACAUGUUAAAAUUAGUUCCUAUCUAAACGUGAGCAUUAAGUAACAUAAAAAUUAAUGACAUAUUCGAUAUGCCAAACACAGUAACAAGUCUCACAGUGUUACUGGGCCUGCUCAAGCAAAUUGAUGAACAGCGGGUGGACAGUGACAGUGACAAUAAUAACACUACUAAAGUUCCUACUUGAAUUGUAUCUAAAUCUAUAAAUAUUAGAAAGUUAAAGUGGUUGUUUGUUAGGUCAGUUAGAGCAAUAUAUUCUUUCCUUCCUAAUACCUGCAGUCAAUGUCUCAGAUAAAGAUAAGUCUAUAACUCUAGCUACAUAUAGGUAUAGAUAUAUACAUAUAGAGGGCUGAAGCGAUAGCACAGUGGGUAGGGCAUUUGCCUUGUAUGCGGCCAACAUGGCCGACCCGAGUUCGAUUCCUCUGCCCCUCUCGGAGAGCCUGGCAAGCUACCCGUGACAUAUUUGAUAUGCCAAAUGCAGUAACAAGUUUCACAAUGUUGAGCAAAUCAAUGAACAAUGGGAGGACAGUGACAGUGAUACAAUUUAUAGAUGCUUUGUUUUGACUUUGUUAUUUUGGAAGAACAGAGAGCAGUGGGUAGGAAAACAUGGGAAUUAGGAUGAAGCAGCAUGUGGAAGGCGUGAAAGAGAGUGUCUUCUGAUACCAGUUCCCUGGGGAAAAAUAAAGUUCUCUUAAUAUUUCAGAUGAGGGGCUGAAGUGAUAGCACAGUUGGUAGGGCGUUUGCCUUGCGUGCGGCCAACCCGGGUUCAAUCCCCAGCAUCCCGUAUGGUUCUCUGAGCACCACUAGGAGUAAUUCCUGAGUGCAUGAGCCAGGAGUAAGCCCUGUGCAUCGCCAGGUGUGACCCAAAAAGGAAGGAAAAAAAAAAGUUUCAGAUGAAAGAUUUAUUGUCUUGAAUAUACUAGUGUUUAUAUAUGUAUAUAUCUAUAAGUAGCUAGAGUUAUAGACUUAUCUUUAUACCAGAGACUAUAAAAACCAGCUCCCGGAAGCGCGCGGCCGCAUUCCCCGCCACACGACGUUGUACUAUCUCAUUGUUACUUUGGACAACCUGACAAGCUACCAAAUGUAACCUGCCCAUACAGCAGCGUCUGGCAAACUCCCCGUGGCGUACCCAAUAUGCCAAAUACCAGUAAUAAUGAUGGGUCUCAUUCUCCUAACCCUGAAAGAGCCUUGAAUAUGGCACUUUUUUAAAAUGUCAGGGUUAGGACGAAGGAGCCGUUACUGGUGCCUGCUCGAGGCAAUCGACGAACAGGAUGAUUGUGAUCGUGAUACUAGAGUUUCUCUAUGAAUUUUAUGGUUCAUAAAGUUAAAUUUUAACUCCGAUAAUAUAUUAGAUACAUAAAGUUCCUAGCCUGUUAUCAUUUUCAGAAAUUGCAAUCUCCUGGUUGCCAAUCCAAGCUAGUUUCAUUUUUUAAUAGUAUCAGUCUGCAGUAUACUCAGAAGAUUCAUUCUAACAGAGUAGUUGCUACUAAGAGGAAUUCUAAGCAUCAUCAAUUUAUAAGCCUUUUUUUAAAUUUGAGUCACUGUCAGAUACAACAGUCGAGAGAGACAAGGGCCAGGAGGAUCGCUUCACAGUUUGGAAGCCUGCCUCAUGUGCUGGGGGUGAAGGCAGUUAGGAUAGAGAAGGGACCAUUAAGCCUAUGAUGGUUGAAGGGAUCGCUUCCAGUGGGAGAUGUGUGCUAAAUGUAGACUAGGGACUAAAGAUGAUGGCCUCGCAAUAUCUGUAUUGCAAACCAGGAUGCCCAAAGUCAAGAGCAAAAGGGAUGGUGCCUGCCACCGAGGCAGGGGUAGUAGGAGGGAUACUGGGAAUAUCACCCCCUGCCUUUAUGUUAAGAGAUUUAUAAGAAUGGGAGGGUCGGAUGGGAUGAUGGUGGAAAGUGAGCAUUGGUGGAGGGAUGGGUGUUCAAUUAUUGUAUGACUGAAAAUCAUAAAAACUUUGUAACUGUUUCACAGUGAUUCAGUUAAAAAAGAAAAACUGGGGUUUCGUUGUUAACAGUGACCAGUAAAAAAAAUGUAUAUAUCUGCUGUAGAUGAGAUCUCGUUAAAACCCAUGCCACUCACCUAUGCUGUCUGCCUUUUUUUACCUUCUUAACCUGUAUUACAACUAGUGUCUCUUAUCAUACUGUUACCACACUAUCUCUAUGAGUCACUGAACCCUCCUUUUUUGACACUAAGAUACUAUACCAACCAUUGAUAAUCCCCUUAUAUUACUUGUUCCCCCAAGUACUGAAAUUUCCUACUACUCUCUUCAUUGUUAACAAAACUAUUGGAUUAUCUCCCUUCAAGUAGUCUGUAAACAUUUGUUACAACUGCUCAUUUCUGUGUGAAUAAUCCAGCUUUAAUUCCUUUUCCAUCCAACCUAAAAUUCUGACAACUAUUCCCAUAUAUCAGAAGGUUGAUUUUAUUGUUUUUCUCUGGCCUUUCUCAUUUAAUCGCUGACCAAGUCUUGAUUCAUCAUUUACCCUUCCUGUGCAUAGGAGCCUCAGAUUCAACAUUAUUAGACUAAGCUAGAACAACCUCCUAAAGUCAACUUUCUCAAGAUUUUCUUACAAGAUAAAAACACGUAUAUAAAAACCGACAAAACAUAAAGUCUUAAGAUCUGAUGCAACUUUUUAAUUUUGUGAGCACAUCUGACAGUGCUCAGGGGACCAUACAUAGAGCUGGGAAUCAAACUGGUAACUGCCCCAUGUAUGCUGUAGCCCCCAUUCUCUGUCUCCAGCAGUGCAGCAUACUACUGUUUCCGUAAACAUUGAGUGCUGCUGAUCUCCCUUGGAACUGCAUACCCAACAGAUUCCAUUGCUUCUGGUUUCUUUGCAGCCUAUCCAAGAUCUGUAGUUUGGAGAUCGCUGACUAAACUUAUCAAGGAAACUCAUUUUCCUGAUUUGUAUAUAUUUUUUAAGUAGUUCUUUAUAGAUCAGGUACUGUAUCUUGUAUGAAUACUUAAAACAUUUCUCUCACUAAAUUCUAAAUACCAUCUCCAUGAAACCUUCCUUAAUCACAGUGUUAUGUGUAAUUGCUACAGCAGGUGUUCUUUUAGAUUAUAGUUUGAGAGAAAAUAUAAUGGUUUGUUUUCCUCACACUGUCGUAUGCUCUGGUGGUGCCUAAAUGAAGUAAUAGGGGUGAAGUAAGUCGUGUGCCGCUUAAUUUUCAGUCUGCCAAUUUACAAGAACAAAGGUAAAGAUUUGAUCUAAACAUCUUCAAGCGCUUUGGGGCGACACGCAGUGGUGCUCAGGCUUACUUUUGACGCUCCAUUUAGGAAUCACUAUUGGCAGUGCUCAGGGAACCAUUUGGAAUGCCAGGAACCCAACCAGGUCAGGGGUGAGCUAGGCAAAUGCCUUCCUGACUCUACUUUUGCUCCACCCCCUGAUUUAAACAUCUCCAAACUUUGGCAUUCUGGUUUCCCAAUAGUCACUGCUAUUUUGUUUCUUCUAAACAUACUCAGCAAAAUCUAUUAGAUGAAGUUUUCCAAAAUUAGACUGGUUGAUGGGAGUGGUCAUUAUCAAUUUCACAAUUUCCUAAGAGUAUAUAUAUCGCCAGUAUAGAUAUGUAGUGCUAAAUGCUUGUUUGGAAGUCUCUUUCAAGUGCCUUGUAGAAAGUUAACACAAGGACCAGGGAUAGCUCACCUGCUGAAUUUAUGCUGUAUGUGCGUUUGCAUGGUCUGAAGCACUGCUGACCCUGCCAUUUGCAAAUGACAUGCCAGUAGUGCACUCUUACUAUCCACUGUUAAAAUCUUUGAUAUUUCUGAAUUUUGCAUUUUAUAUGAACAUGUAGCUAGACAAAAUGGGGAAGAAAAAGUGUCUAAGUAUUAACAGUAUUCAAACUUUGUCUAAUAAGACGUGUUUGAGUUGCUGAUGUAAUAAAAUUUACUUAUGUCUGAAAUUUACACAUGUACCCAAAUAAAACUCGCUCGAGCGUUUUUUAUUAACUUUU
Molecule: messenger RNA, 5701 nt
Organism: Sorex fumeus (smoky shrew)
Lineage: Eukaryota; Metazoa; Chordata; Mammalia; Eulipotyphla; Soricidae
Gene: PAICS
Product: phosphoribosylaminoimidazole carboxylase and phosphoribosylaminoimidazolesuccinocarboxamide synthase
Exons: 9
Coding region: 56-1333 (425 amino acids)
Biological process (GO): 'de novo' IMP biosynthetic process
Molecular function (GO): phosphoribosylaminoimidazolesuccinocarboxamide synthase activity
Source: RefSeq, a predicted model, not a curated record